Molecule: messenger RNA, 888 nt
Organism: Lodderomyces beijingensis
Lineage: Eukaryota; Fungi; Ascomycota; Pichiomycetes; Serinales; Debaryomycetaceae
Source: the annotation of a GenBank genome assembly
AUGUCCGAAGACAAACUCGACGCGUCAUUAGAGCUCCUCAGAAGGUUGGACCCACAGGCAAUCGACAAAAACCUCACUAGCAUAUGCUCCCUAAUCACUAGCUCGAGCACCGAUGCCGACGAGUCGGCAGAGAUCGUCGCCGAUUUGCUUUCGUCGGUAGAUGUGCCGCUCAAGAUUUCAACUUGUGCGAAAUCAGGCAAAGACUACUUAUGUUGCGACUAUAAUCGAGAUGGCGAUAGCUACAGAUCGCCCUGGUCCAACAUGUACUAUCCUCCACCCGAAGACGAGGACGAGGCGCCUCCGCCUUUCCCCAGUGAGUUGUUGAGACAAUUGGAACUCAAGGCCAAUGACGCGUUUGACAUCUACCGCGACUUGUACUACGAAGGCGGGAUCUCAAGCGUCUACUUCUGGGACACUGCAGAUGACGAAGCCGAGGACGUGAGUUUAGACGAUGGGUUUGCCGGUGUGGUGUUGUUCAAGAAGGAGACCAGCGACAAGACAGGCAAGUGGGACUCGAUACAUGUUCUUGAAGUUGUACCGGAAAGCAAAAGCAAAGUGCUCUACAAAUUGACCACUUCGGUGAUAUUGGACUUGCAAAGCAAGCUGCAGAAUUCGCUUAGUUUGAGUGGAAACUUGACAAGACAAUUGGAACAGACGCAAUUGUUGGAUCUAACCGGCGGCGUCAAUUUGGAGACCAACCAUUUGAUCAACAUUGGCACCUUGGUGGAGAAGGCCGAGUACAACAUCAGAAACGUGCUCCAGGAGGUUUAUUUCGACAAGUUGAAAGAUGUCAUGUUGAAAGAUUUGCGAUCUUUAGACGGCGGGUCCUCGGAAAGGGCAUUUAGUGCUAACCAGGCUGAUAUCGUCAAAGGUUUGGAGGGUUUGUGA